AUUUAAAAUAUAUUAUAUUAUAUUAUUAGAUAUAAUAUAAUGUAUUGUAUUAAUAUGUAGUAGUAGUCGAUCAUUGAAUCAUGUUCUACUUUUUUUUAUUUUCGAAUCCGUCGUGUGUGCCGAGGUACUUCGUUCUGUAACUUAACGAUACCCUAGGUAUCUAUAUUUUUUAAUGGGUCCGUGACCCAUUAAAUGUAUAUUGUUUUCUAAUUCAACAUGUAUUACCAUUAUCAUUUAUUAAUAUAGUUUUGUGCAAUUUUUCUUUCUAUUGUGUUAAUUAUUAUUCGUCUGUUUUUUAAAAUUAAAUUUAUUUAUAAUUCAUAAUAUAAUUUGUACUUAUAUUAAUUAACUGUUAUUGUAAUUAUACUUGUUCGGUCAAUUGCAUAGAUAUAUUUAUUUUAUCGUUUACUAUUAUGGAAGAAUACGGGGAAAUUAAUUUAACUAAUCAAGAGUUGCAAAUGUUGUCAGAUUUGGACAGUCGAAUGUAUGGAUUUUUGAAGUUAAAUGAUCCAAAAGAAGAAAAGAAAAAAACAUUAGUUUUAAAAGCAAUUAAGUACCUUGAAAGGAUGUUAAUGCAAAUGCAGAAAGAAAAAACAGAAGAUGAAUCCUCAAAAGCAAUCAGCAUUGAUUCUAAAACUUAUUGUAAACUUGGACACUUCCAUUUAUUGUUGGAAAACUAUUCUAAAGCAAUGUCUGCAUACCAUAAAUAUUACAAUGAUGCAGAAACUAAUCAUUGGAAAGAUGCUAAUUUUUUGUAUGGUCUUGGUCUUGUAUAUUUUCACUUUAACUCAUAUCAAUGGUCUAUUCAAUUUUUUCAAAAACUUCUUUAUAUUGAUCCAAAUUACCAACGAGCCAAUGAAGUACACCUUAGAUUGGGUUUGAUGUACAAAGUGUUUAAUGAGUGGGAAACAGCGUUAAAACAUUUAAAACAUGCUUAUUCAGAUGUUAGUUUAAGCACAUUUUCAAAACUUGAAAUAAGCUUCCAUAUAGCACAUUUAUAUGAAGUACAAGGGAAAUACAAGUUAGCCAAAGAUCAUUAUGAACAACUCUUAAAUGAUUCAAAAAUUACUGUUCAUUUACGUGCCGAUAUUUGUCGACAGUUAGGAUGGAUGUACCACAGUUGUGAAUGUUUAGGGGAUAAAAAUCACCGUGAAACAGUUGCUAUUCAAUAUUUACAAAAAUCUAUUGAAGCUGAUAACAAAUCUGGUCAGUCUCUUUAUUUAUUAGGACGUUGUUAUGCAAGUGUUGGAAAGGUUCAUGAUGCAUUUAUAGCGUAUCGAAAUUCUGUUGAAAAAUCUGAAGGAAAUGCAGACACAUGGUGUUCCAUUGGAGUACUCUAUCAACAACAGAACCAGCCUAUGGAUGCAUUGCAAGCAUAUAUAUGUGCAGUGCAAUUAGAUAAAGGCCAUAGUGCAGCUUGGACUAAUCUUGGUAUAUUAUAUGAAAGUUGUAAUCAACCAAAAGACGCUCUAGCUUGUUAUGUUAACGCAACAAAAGGUAAUGCAGUAGUAAGUGAAACAUUGAUAAAAACGACCUUAAAUGUUCCAGCAUCUGCAAUAUCGAACAUGAAUCCUAAUCUUGGUCAGCGUAUUAAAUUUUUACAAACUCAUUUAUGCAAUGCACCAAUGCCUAGUAUUACUAGCAAGCGACGACAAUUACCUUCAAUCGAAGAGGCUUGGAAUUUACCAAUUUCAGCAGAAAUGUCUUCAAGACAACAGCAGCAGCAGCAGCAACAACAACAACAGCAACAACAACAACAACAACAACAACAACAAAAGACUGCACAAACUCCAUAUCAAAAAUCUCAGGAUAUGAUUGCUACACCCCAUGGGCAACCUCCUCCUUAUAAUUCAUCUAAACCAGAUAACCCGUUAGAAAAUAACAUCAAACGAAUCAAAGUUGAGCCUCAAACUAGCAGUAACAGUAAUCCUCAACCUGCAUUUUAUUUAAAUAGUCAGCAAAUUCAGACAAUGAAUGUUCUUCAACAAAAUUCUCAUAAUUUAUCACAUCAACAACAAGCUUUGCUGCAACAGUUGCAAAAUAACUAUCGUAUGAUGCAACAACAUCAGCAGCAAUUGCGGCUAAAACAACAACAAAAUAGCCCUAGUCAACAAGGACAAUAUCAAAAUCCUACUGUGAUAAAACAGUUCUCUGACCAAAGCCGCGGAGACUCAAAAUCCAAUGAUUUAAUUGAUGGUUCGAGUGAAAAUCAAGAGUUGGAUAGAGAAUUACAAGCUCUCCUAUCCCAUAAGGAAUUAACUACUUCAUUAGCUGAAGAUUUGCUCAAACAGUUUGGUUCAUCAGAUGAAUUAAAUAUUAAAAACGAAACUAAUACCACUGCAUCACCUCAAGAAGUUAAAACCAUACAACAGCCUGCAACUGAAAAGGUAGUUAGGUAUCAAGAUUCAAGUUCAUUGGACACUGAUUAUUCUUUGGACUUAACUGCUGAGGAGGUUUUGGAAACUGCCCAGAAAGAAACAGGACCAGGUAUGUGGAAUAGAAAUGUAUUGAGUCCAAAUGGGCCACCACCCACACCUCCAGAACCUCCUCCUCAACAAUUAACACGUGAACAAUUACUGCCAUCUACUCCAUCAGUUAUGCUUGAAAAUAAAAAAGACGCAUUUAGUCCAAGAUUACAAGAAUUUUGUUUAAAAAAUCCUAUUGCUGUUGUACGAUGCUUAGCUGGUGCCCUUAAAUUAGAUUUGGGAUUGUUUUCAACUCGGACAUUAGUAGAAACUAAUCCAGAUCACUCUGUUGAAGUUCGAACACAAGUAAUGCAGAGCAGUGAUGAUAACUGGGAUGUGAAACAAAAUCGAAGAGGAUGGGCUUGUAUUAGCCACCGAUCACAUACAACCAUUGCUAAAUAUGCUCAAUACCAAGCUUCCAGUUUUCAUGAAUCAAUAAGAGAUGAAAAAGAUGGUAUACCAAGCGCUCAUACAGUUCCUAAUUCAAAUUUAUCUGACUCUGAUUCUAAAGAUUCGAUUACAAUGGAGAAAAAACGGAAAAAGAAUAUUAAUUUACCUGGUGUGAAACCUCCUGCUGGUAGUAAAAUGCUUAAGUUUGGAACCAAUGUGGAUUUGUCUGAUGAGAAAAAAUGGCGUCCACAGCUUCAAGAACUUACUAAGCUACCAGCAUUUGCACGAGUUGUCUCUGCCGCUAAUAUGCUUUCACAUGUUGGACAUUCAAUAUUAGGCAUGAAUACUGUUCAGUUGUACAUGAAAGUUCCUGGUAGCCGAACACCUGGGCAUCAGGAAAAUAACAAUUUUUGCUCGAUUAAUAUUAACAUUGGUCCUGGUGAUUGUGAAUGGUUUGCUGCGCCUGAUGCUUACUGGGGUGUCAUUAAUAAUCUUUGUGAAAAGUAUGGCUUAAAUUACUUACAUGGAUCUUGGUGGCCAUUGGUUGAAGAUUUACUUGCAGCAAAUGUCCCUUUGUAUAGAUUUUUACAAAGACCUGGUGACAUGGUUUGGGUAAAUUCAGGUUGUGUUCAUUGGGUCCAGGCUGUUGGUUGGUGUAAUAACAUUGCAUGGAAUGUUGGUCCUUUAACAGCCAGACAAUAUCAUCUUGCUAUAGAACGUUACGAGUGGAAUAAACUGCAAAGUUAUAAAAGCAUUGUACCAAUGAUUCAUUUAAGUUGGAAUUUGGCAAGGAAUAUAAAAGUAUCAGACCCGAGAUUAUAUGAUCUUGUUAAAAUGUGCUUAAUGUGUUCUUUACGUCAAUGUGGUAUAACCUUGGAAUUUAUAAAAGUUAAAAAAAUUCAAACUCGUUUUCAUGGAAGAGGCAAAAAUGAAGCUUCACAUUAUUGUCAUGACUGUGAUGUGGAAGUAUUCAAUAUUCUUUUAAUCCGUGAACAAGAGAAAAAACAUUGUGUUUAUUGUGUUAUUUGUGCAAAAAAACAAUCUCCAAAUUUGGAAGGAUUUGUCUGUUUAGAAGAGUAUAAAAUGUCUGAACUAAUAGAAAUCUACAACAGUUUUGUAUUACAUUGUCAUACUACACCUGUACUGCCACCUAGUAAUAAUACUAUAGCGCAAUUAACGUAAGUUACUGCGAUAAAAAAAUGUUUUAUUUUAUUAUUAUUAUUAUGUGAUAUAUACAUAUAUGUAUGUAUCUUUGUAUAUAUAUAUGUAUAUAUUUAUU
This is a messenger RNA of Rhopalosiphum maidis (corn leaf aphid), 4134 nucleotides long. RefSeq names its product lysine-specific demethylase 6A (gene Utx). Gene Ontology annotation, cellular component: MLL3/4 complex. The transcript has 22 exons. The coding region runs from base 414 to 4037 and encodes 1207 amino acids. Gene Ontology annotation, molecular function: RNA polymerase II cis-regulatory region sequence-specific DNA binding; protein binding; chromatin DNA binding. Lineage: Eukaryota; Metazoa; Arthropoda; Insecta; Hemiptera; Aphididae. The record is from RefSeq and is a predicted model, not a curated record. Gene Ontology annotation, biological process: regulation of gene expression.